Meloidogyne enterolobii is the source of this 534-nucleotide messenger RNA. NCBI's taxonomy places the organism in Eukaryota, Metazoa, Nematoda, Chromadorea, Rhabditida, Meloidogynidae. The record is from the annotation of a GenBank genome assembly.
AAUGGGUGAACUCGACGAAAAAGCUACAGCAGACGAAUUAGCUUCGUUUUGCGCGAGUGGAAGAACCGGAAGGAGAAAUGCUUUACCAGAAUUAGACGUAGAAAGCACAUCCAGCAAUAAUAACGAACAAAAUGAAAAUACAGAAAAUAAUUUAGCAGAACGUUUUUCUAAAUUGGAAACAACCCCAAAUACAGAAGAAACAAAAUUAAAAAUAGAUGAGUGCCAAAAAUGUACUUCUUCAACCUCUCAAAUUAAUGAAACGAGGGAAAAAGAGGCAUCACAAACUUAAUGAAAUAAUUUUUUUAUUUUUGUAUUUAAAUUUAAAAAAAUAAAUUGCUUUAAUUAUUUUUAAAUUUUUUUUAAAUUUUUUAAUGUGAGUAGUGGGUGCCAGGAAUGAGCUGGUGUGAGAAAAAAGUCGAGUCAGUUUUUGGGUCGGGGUUUUUUGCAAUUUUAUUCGGAUAGGGUUGCGACUUCUCGAUUCUCAUAGGAUCCUCCCUGUCCUGUCCAGGGUGGGCGUAAGAGACAAUAUCUAAA